CGUGGGGGGGCAGCCCGGGCCGGACCCGGAUUCCGAGCGAGCCGCAGCGGACGCCGCCUGUCGAUCCUUUCCGGGGCGCCCGGACCCUGCCGGGACACCCGAAGCGGCUGUCGAAACCGCGAGGCCGGCCGGGAGGGGUCGGGCCGGGGCCGGGGUCUGUCUGAUGGCGUCUUCAGCGCUGGAGCCCCCCACCCCCGACGUCGGGCCGCGCUCCCGCCGGUUGUCAGCAUCCUCUUUCCCUUCUCGCUGCCCCAACCCAGCGAUCGUGCGAGUCGCUCGCUCCAACUUUGAGGUCGUCCCGACAAUCUGCCCGCAAAGGCCGACUAAUUACGGGCUUUUCUCCCUGACGCCUGCGGAUGGGAUGGGGGCGAGCCCUGCCGCACGACUGUCAGAAGUUUUGGAGAAUGUGCGCCUUGACUUGCUCACAGGGGUUGGGAAUAUCGGGCUUCCUCGAGGUGUGCUAGGAAAGAUUUUUGUUGUUGUUGGUUUGUUUUGUUUUGUAGUGAAAGGAUACAUUUUUGAAACCUUAGGGAUAGGCUUGAUUUUAAGAAAUUAAAUUGAGACGUGACUAGAGUUCUGAGCUAAGAGUGGAUGUGUAAAACGAAGGCAUCGGUGAUUUGCAUUACAUAAGGGACUGGGUAGUUCCAAGGUGAUCGGAUACUUAGAGUAAUUGCAAUGUCUCAGGCGGUGCAGACCAAUGGAACGCAGCCAUUAAGCAAAACAUGGGAACUCAGUUUGUAUGAAUUACAACGAACACCUCAGGAGGCAAUAACAGAUGGCUUGGAAAUUGUGGUUUCACCUCGAAGUCUACACAGUGAAUUAAUGUGUCCAAUUUGUUUGGAUAUGUUGAAAAAUACCAUGACUACAAAGGAGUGUCUACAUCGCUUCUGUGCGGACUGCAUCAUCACAGCCCUCAGAAGUGGCAAUAAAGAAUGUCCUACCUGUCGGAAAAAGCUGGUUUCCAAAAGAUCACUGAGACCAGAUCCAAACUUUGAUGCACUCAUCAGCAAAAUCUAUCCAAGUCGUGAUGAGUAUGAAGCUCAUCAAGAACGAGUACUAGCCAGGAUCAACAAGCACAACAACCAGCAAGCACUCAGCCAUAGCAUUGAGGAGGGGCUGAAGAUACAGGCCAUGAACAGAUUACAGCGAGGCAAGAAGCAACAGAUUGAAAAUGGUAGUGGUGCAGAAGAUAAUGGUGACAGUUCGCACUGCAGUAAUGCAUCCACACACAGCAAUCAGGAAGCAGGACCUAGUAACAAACGAACCAAAACAUCUGAUGAUUCUGGGCUUGAGCUUGAUAAUAAUAAUGCAACAGUGGCGAUAGAUCCAGUAAUGGAUGGUGCUAGUGAAAUUGAAUUAGUAUUCAGGCCUCAUCCCACACUUAUGGAAAAAGAUGACAGUGCACAGACAAGGUACAUAAAAACUUCAGGCAAUGCCACUGUUGAUCACUUAUCCAAGUAUCUGGCUGUGCGGUUAGCAUUAGAAGAACUUAGAAGCAAAGGAGAAUCAAACCAGAUGAACCUUGAUACAGCCAGUGAGAAGCAAUAUACCAUUUACAUUGCAACAGCAAGUGGCCAGUUCACUGUAUUAAAUGGAUCAUUUUCUUUGGAAUUGGUCAGUGAGAAAUACUGGAAAGUGAACAAACCCAUGGAACUUUAUUAUGCACCAACAAAGGAACACAAAUGAAAGCUUUUACUAAAACCAGUUCUGAGAAUGAACUUUUUUAUACCCUAUUUCUUUAAUAUUAAAGAUGUACUGUUAUUACUUUUACAGACAGAAUCUUGGCUAUGUUGUUCAGUUUUCUUUCUGAGCCAGACUUGUUUACACUAUUAGAACCUUUCCCCCUUAAUUUAAGUUUUCCUUUCUGGGACUGCAGUUAUUGAAACUUCCUCUUUUUUUAAAAAAUAUUAAGUUGUGUUUUUUUCACAAAAUGUGGUUCCAGUUGGAGCACCCUUUUGACCCAGGAAAUUUUCAUAGAUCUAUAUUCUGAAGUUAAGAUUCAGUUGGCCUUCCUUUUCCCUCUUCUAAGAACUUUUUUUUAGGCCUACAGAAUAUUAAUAUGUAUUUUGACUUUUUUUUUCCUGGAGUCUUGUAUAUUUAUAGUUUUCUAUAUAAGCUGUAGUAUCUUCAUGAAGACCAAGGCUGAAAUUUACUGUGCUUAAAAAACAAUUCUCAUAGGAUUAUUAUUUUCAUGGUAUUUUCUUCCAUAAUAUCUCAUUUUUAAGAAAAGUUCUUUAUGAACUUAGUGUCCAUUGUCAUGCAAUGUUACUUUUUCCCUUUUUUUUUUUUUUUGCCUCUAAUUUUGGAAUGUCUGACCCUGGGGAAGAAAACAAAUUCUUAAGUUCUCUGAGAACUUGGUCUAUUAACAAAUUCCACUGAGAAAAAGGUAAAAAAAAAAAUGGUCUUACAUAGUUUUAAGUGUAUAUUUAAAGAAGUCUUUUUUUUUUUUUUUUUUUUUUUUGGUAUCCUGUUGCUCUAGUUUUUCUUUUUUUGUUAAAAUAUCAGAGAUGGAGAUAUUUUGCACUUUAGCCUUGAUGAAAAGUACAAGAUAUGUUCAGAACUUCUCUCAUUCUAUUUUCGUUGGUAGCAAGUUUCCAGAAUAAUGCAGCAGAUAGACUUAACAUGGGGAGAGGGGGCUGCUUCUGUUUGAAGUGUGUUUAGCAUUUUGGGUGGCCAUAGCAGUUUAUAAAUUUGGUGCUCUGCUAAUUACAUUCUACAGAAGCAAUUUAAUGAAGUCUUGAGCCCUGCCUUGAUAUGUAGUGAAAGAUAAUUCUGUAGAAGAUCAGUCUGUUAAGUCAUUCUGUGCUUCUUAAUUUAAUAUUAAGGACAGUGUUGGGUAUUUGGACACCCAGAAGGCUUUGUGGUGACAGGUCAGAAAUAAGAUUGGCUUGCAUGUUAUUUCUCAUCCCUGUCCUGAUUCAAGUAUGUUUCCAAGUUGAUAUUAAUCACAGUAUUUACUAAGAUAUGUUUGUAUCAAGAAAUUAAGGGGUUUGCUUGGAGGAAGUAGUCCUCUAUUACCAUUGCAACUAAAGCCUGUCCAGGUAUUGUGAAUAUUUAUCUGUCAUUGUUGACAGAAUGGGGCCAGCUUGAUGUUUCAAAUCUUCAGCCCAGUAUGAAAACUUAAAGGCUUAUUCACUUUUUUACCAUUUUACUGAAAAUAUUUAAAAUAUUUCUACAGGGUUUUUUUGUUGUUGUUUUGGGGUAACCUGUGCCAUGAAAUUUGAAAGCCACCCAAAAAAAAAAAAAACCACAAGGGAAAUUUUGUAUCCGAUUCUUUUUUCUGGUGUAAUGUUAAGUUGUAUAGAUUACUAAUGCAUGUACACUGAAUAUAAUCCUGGUUUUGUGGUAUAACUGCUUCUUAGAUUUUAUUGGUGACAUUAGAUUAGUGGUUGUAUUAAAUAACUAAAUUCUCAUUGUGAUUACUGAUUGAAAUUUUGUCCUUACGCAAAAAAAUUAUUUGUGAACAUAAGCUUUGUGCUUAGAGACAUGUAUGUGUUUUCAUCUUGUCAGUAUGGGAGGAUAUAAAACUCUUUGCAUCAA
Molecule: messenger RNA, 3540 nt
Organism: Erinaceus europaeus (western European hedgehog)
Lineage: Eukaryota; Metazoa; Chordata; Mammalia; Eulipotyphla; Erinaceidae
Gene: RNF2
Product: ring finger protein 2
Exons: 7
Coding region: 676-1686 (336 amino acids)
Cellular component (GO): PcG protein complex; ubiquitin ligase complex
Molecular function (GO): ubiquitin protein ligase activity; chromatin binding
Source: RefSeq, a predicted model, not a curated record